Messenger RNA from Pseudocercospora fijiensis CIRAD86, 1011 nucleotides. RefSeq lists its product as uncharacterized. The record is from RefSeq and is a predicted model, not a curated record. Lineage: Eukaryota; Fungi; Ascomycota; Dothideomycetes; Mycosphaerellales; Mycosphaerellaceae. Bases 1 to 1011 code for a protein of 336 amino acids. The transcript has 3 exons.
AUGCUUCAACGUGCUGCUGGUGGCUCUGCAUUGACAGGAGGCCUGAUCGGAGGUGGUGUAGUGUUCGCCGCUGGUUAUGCCUACUACCACUUCUCCGGCGCGAAGACCCUUGUACAGACGUCUGCAAGCGCCAAGCAGUAUGCCGACCAGGUCGCCGAGCAAGUCAAGUCACAGCUCAAAGAGCUCAAGCCUACGGAUUCCGGAAACGCUCUCAACGAGAUCAAGAGCUUUGCACAGAAAUACGCUACUUGGGUACCCGGUGGGAAAGAGUUCAUUGAUAAAUCUUUCAAGGAUCUCGAGGACAUCCAGCAGAAGCAUGGCGAUGAGGUCAACGACCUUGCAAAGAAGACAUAUGAUGAGUUGAAGGAGGUUGCAGACAAGAAGGGUGCCAGCUUGGAAGUCAUCAACGAUGUGUGGCAGAUCCUGUCCAAGCGCCUGCAAGAACUGUCGUCCAUCGCUGGCGACGCAGGCCAGCAGAUACUGGACAAUCAUCCUGAGGCGAAGGAAAAGCUGGGCGGCUCAUUUGACCAGCUGAAGCAGCUGGGUGAUCGCCUAGGACCGGAAGCCAAGAAGCAAGUCGAUGAGACAUUCAAAGAAGCAUCGGACAUCGCCAAGGCAGGCUUCAGCGCAGACUCGGCAAACCGCAUCUACAAAUUGGUGCAGGACAAGGCGGAGCAGCUCAAGAAGACUGCCGAUCAGUCAUGGCAGAGCGGGCUGGAACAGAUCAAGCCGAUGCUCGAGAAGAAUCCAAAGGUCAAGGACACGGAAAGCCUCGAGCGAUACGUCAAGCAGACCAAGCAAAAAGCAGAUCAGUACACAAGUGGAGGGCUCUCCACUUGGCUUGGUGCCAUCGGAGGAGGCUCCCAAAUUAUACCCCAGCUGCAGAAGCUGAAGGAAGCGGCAGACCAGAAGGGGCCCGAGGCUCAGCAGCUGGCGAAGAAUACGAUACACGACAUUUCGAAGGUGCUUGAAGAUCGCGCCAAGCAAGCAGAGGAGCUGUUGAAGAAGUAA